CAGUCUGAAAUCGAUAAAAUAGAGCGGGAUGUCUUUGCUCAUCGCCAGCGACGCUUUCGGUUAUCUGCAAGAGUCCACAUAGCAAAUUUUUCUUUUGAACAAAGUUUUCGCAAACGAAUAGACAGUGGUCAGAACACCCGCCGGAUAAAACGAAUCAUGACAAUUCAAGGUUGUCGUCGAUUAAUGCAAAAUAACUAUGUCCCCGUCAUCGUACCCAAAGCAGACUGGAACACCCGUGUUCGUCCGCGUUCACACGAUGGUAUCAAUUUCUGGCUAGAUGUUGAUCCAGAUUAUCAGCUCCGCGCCCAGGACCACGAGAGCCUUAUCAGAGCCGCCCUUAGUAGGCUCAGUAUUCACAAUCAAUGGUGGAUCGCUGAUGUAUAUGUAGUGGAUAAGGACGACGACCGUGACACCAACCCAGAUACUGUAAAGCGAUUUUUUCGGUCGCUGAACGAGCGAUUCUCUAACGACCGUCGGCCCCCUAAUAGGCUGGUAUAUAAGCGGAUUCGUUACUAUAAAGGUCAUCUAGAUAGGCCAAUCGAUAAGUGGGCUGCGAAGGAUUGGUGGGCUAUAUUAGAGACGACGCCUGGCAGUAAAAAAGGGAAAUACCUUCGUGCAUUCUUAAGGCAUCCACGAUUUCCCCAGAAGCUUAAUUCCCUGCUGAUCAUUAGUGGUCUAUAG
Messenger RNA from Penicillium subrubescens, 681 nucleotides. RefSeq lists its product as uncharacterized. The annotation marks the transcript as partial. The transcript has 2 exons. NCBI's taxonomy places the organism in Eukaryota, Fungi, Ascomycota, Eurotiomycetes, Eurotiales, Aspergillaceae. The record is from RefSeq and is a predicted model, not a curated record.